Molecule: messenger RNA, 732 nt
Organism: Triticum turgidum subsp. durum (durum wheat)
Lineage: Eukaryota; Viridiplantae; Streptophyta; Magnoliopsida; Poales; Poaceae
Source: the annotation of a GenBank genome assembly
AUGGUCCGGGGAAAGGCGGUCAUCGAGAGGAUCGAAAACACGACGAGCCGGCAGGUGACCUUCUCCAAGAGGAAGAGCGGGCUGUUCAAGAAAGCCAGGGAGCUGGGCGUCCUCUGCGAUGCGCAGGUAGCCGUCCUCCUCUUCUCCAACACCGGACGCCUCUACGACUACUCCAACUCCAACUCCGGGAUGAAAUCCAUAAUUGAAAGAUACCAACAUGUUAAGGAGGGCCAACAAUUCAUGAGUGCAAGCGCUGAGGCUAAGUUCUGGCAAGCGGAGGGAGUGCGUCUGAGGCAACAACUACAUAACUUGCUAGAGAAUCAUAGACAGUUGCUGGGACAACAUCUAUCCGGCUUAGGUUUGGAAGACUUGAGGGGUUUAGAGAACCAGCUGGAAACAAGCAUACAUAACAUUCGGCUAACAAAGGACCAACUUAUGAUUGAUGAAACUGAAGAGCUAAAGAAGAAGGCAAGCCUCGUGCACCAGGAAAAUAUUGAGCUACACAAGAAACUAAACAUCAUUCGUCAAGAGAACAUAGAUUUGCAAAACAAGUUAAAUGGCCAGGCCGAAGUAAACGGGACAAUUACAAGUUCAUCUAGUGAGUACUACAUUGCUGCUCGAGAGGAUCCAGUUCGUCUGGAACUCAGCUAUCCAGACCAUGCAGAAAGGGAUGAGCAACCAGAAUCACCAACGCUGGGGCUAAAAGUUUCUACUGCUAGGACUGCCAGAUGA